Messenger RNA from Puccinia triticina, 1155 nucleotides. RefSeq lists its product as uncharacterized. Lineage: Eukaryota; Fungi; Basidiomycota; Pucciniomycetes; Pucciniales; Pucciniaceae. Bases 1 to 1155 code for a protein of 384 amino acids. The transcript is spliced from 5 exons. The record is from RefSeq and is a predicted model, not a curated record.
AUGGCUCAAAAUACGACUUCAUCGACUCCAAAUAUCACCUCAGAAGAAAGCAAACUGAAGCAAAUCUCCGACCUCAUCAAAAAGCUCCACUGGGUACCAAAAAGCUAUUUCGAGCACUUUCUGAAUGCAAAAUCAGCGGCCUCGAUCUGCAAGCGACGACUCUGGGGAUCACCGGGUCCAGGCUGGGACUCGACAAAGAGGCUAUUGGAAUCAAUCAAGCGCGUUGUACGGAAGUAUAGCAAGGGCAAGCAGCUUUGGGAUGACUUCAUAAUGGAGGAGGCAGAAACCAACGACUGGGAAAUUUCCAAGAGGCUCUGCUACAGCUCGCACGAUUUGAAUGAGGCCUUUUUCACUCCGGAGGCACGAGCAGAGCGUUUGGAUCAUAUCACAGAUUCGAUGAAGUUUUUGUACAAUUUACUGAUGAAUAAGCUAGCCCGACCUGACACUGGGGAUGAUUUGGACAAUGAAGAGAAAGAUACCAAUACCAGCUAUGUCAAUCUUCCGCCUUUGGAGCCUCCCCUCCCUUCUCCGGAUGCACCACAUCCACCGCCCCUUGAUCCCAGUCCAUCCGAACCACUUGAUCCCAAUGCAAAAAUUCCAAUUGCUUUGUCCGAGGACGACGUAAUGGAGCUUAAGCAACUGAUGCAUUUACUGAACAUCGAGUCGGGGAUGAAUGUGAUUCAGCAAUCCCACCACAAUCAAAUCACUAACUUAUCAAUGAACUCGUUUAUUAGCUUUGCAAAGCAGUACAACAUCUGCUUGGCUGAGGAGAAACCCAAAGAAUUCAUCCCAAUAUUAACUUCAGAUGUUUACCACGAAGGCGUAAAUAAAAUCAAAGAAGACUUCAAAAAUCGGAAAGGCGGACUUGAUCGAUUGAAGCCGCCCUACAUGUUUGACCAAGAGAUGGAUGGUGGUUCUGACGAGUCCAAUGGGUCCAACAGUUUCAGCACAUCCAAUGAUUCCGAUAAAUCCGAUAAAUCCAACAAGUCCACGAGUUCCAAAGAAACUUCUGAAUCCUCUGGCACAUCAGAUGAUUCAGAUUCAUCAGCGUCUCUCCUCGGCUUCAAUGACUUCGGCGGCUCGAGCGCGUUUGAAACCCUCCAACGCAAUCACAUCCUCUGCACGUUUGGCGAUGAGGAUUCAUCUCGAGCCUGA